Messenger RNA from Anguilla rostrata (American eel), 3023 nucleotides. RefSeq names its product serum/glucocorticoid regulated kinase 1 (gene sgk1). Lineage: Eukaryota; Metazoa; Chordata; Actinopteri; Anguilliformes; Anguillidae. The transcript has 13 exons. Gene Ontology annotation, cellular component: cytoplasm; nucleus. Gene Ontology annotation, biological process: protein phosphorylation. Gene Ontology annotation, molecular function: phosphatidylinositol binding; protein serine/threonine kinase activity; ATP binding. The record is from RefSeq and is a predicted model, not a curated record. Bases 94 to 1878 code for a protein of 594 amino acids.
CUCUCUUCCCCUCGCCCGGCAACGUCAGCGUCGGCAUCGGCAACAGCAACGCUGGGAUCCCCGGAGCACCCCGGCUCCCCGGCUGCCGUGGCGAUGAAGAUGGUGAACAGCAGCAGCAGGAGCAGCGACAAGAACGGAUUCUCCUUCAAGAAGUGCUCAGCGUUCCAGUUCGUCAAGAGGAAGGUACGCCGGUGGAUAUGGAACCCCAAAGUGAACAUGGAGAAGGGGCAGGGCAAAGCCUUCCUGUACCCCAGCUCCAAAUCCUGCCAAAUGGACCAGGACCUGUGGUACACCCAGUUCCCCCCGUACAGCUGCUGCCACCUCGGCCACGGGUACUACCUGCCGGACGACCCCCCCUGUGGGGCGGAGAAGGCCAAGGGCUGCAAGGUGCGGAAGUGGAAGAUGCUGAACCGUCACCACGGCGACGGCAAGCAGAAGGCCGCCUGCCGGGAGCAGGAGCUGGACGGGGGCGGUCCCUGGUCGCUGCGGGCCACGCCCCUUCUGGCCACGCCCAUCAUGCUGGAGUGCUGCAUCUGCAGCGGGCCCUUCGUCAGCUACGCCAUGGAGGAGGUGUGGCAGCCCAGAGAGAGAACUCAGGCGAUGGAUCUGUACUAUCCAAGUGUUCCAGAGACGAGUUACUGCUGUGCUAGCGACUCAGCUUUUAUGAAACAGAGGAGAAUGGGACUGAAUGAUUUCAUCCAGAAACUGGCUACAAACUCAUACGCCUGCAAGCACCCUGAAGUCCAGUCUAUUCUCAACAUGAACCCACCACAAGAAGCAGAGCUGAUGAACGAAAACCCUUCCCCUCCGCCCAGUCCCUCUCAGCAGAUCAACCUGGGGCCCUCCUCGAACCCCACCGCCAAGCCCUCCGACUUCAACUUCCUCAAGGUCAUCGGGAAGGGCAGCUUCGGGAAGGUGCUCCUGGCCAGGCACCGCAGCGACGACAAGUUCUACGCCGUCAAGGUGCUGCAGAAGAAGGCCAUCUUGAAGAAGAAAGAGGAGAAGCACAUCAUGUCAGAGAGGAAUGUGCUCCUGAAGAAUGUGAAACACCCUUUCCUGGUGGGCCUGCACUACUCCUUCCAGACCACAGACAAGCUCUACUUUGUCCUGGACUACAUUAACGGAGGAGAGCUGUUCUACCACCUGCAGCGGGAGCGGUGCUUCCUGGAGCCCAGGGCUCGCUUCUACGCGGCGGAGAUCGCCAGCGCUCUGGGCUACCUGCACUCGCUGAACAUCGUGUACCGCGACCUGAAGCCCGAGAACAUCCUGCUGGACUCGCAGGGCCACAUCGUGCUGACCGACUUCGGCCUGUGCAAGGAGAACAUCGAGCCCAACGGCACCACGUCCACCUUCUGCGGGACGCCGGAGUACUUGGCUCCCGAGGUUCUGCACAAGCAGCCCUACGACAGGACGGUGGACUGGUGGUGCCUGGGGGCGGUGAUCUACGAGACGCUCUACGGACUGCCUCCGUUCUACAGUCGCAACACCGCCGAGAUGUACGACAACAUCCUGAACAAGCCGCUGCAGCUGAAGCCCAACAUCUCCAACGCCGCGCGGAACCUUCUCGAGGGCCUGCUGCAGAAGGACCGCACCAAGAGGCUGGGCUGCACCGACGACUUCACUGAGAUCAAGAACCACAUGUUCUUCUCGCCCAUCAACUGGGACGACCUGAACGCCAAGAGGAUCACGCCUCCCUUCAACCCCAACGUGACGGGCCCCAGUGACCUGCGGCACUUCGACCCCGAGUUCACGGACGAGCCGGUGCCCAGCUCCAUCGGGUGCUCGCCGGACAGCACCCUGAUCACCGCCAGCAUCAAGGAGGCCGCCGAAGCCUUCCUGGGCUUCUCCUACGCCCCGUCCAUGGACUCCUACUUAUAGCUAAAAAAAAACAACAAAAAAAAACUUAAAAAUAAAAAAAACUAUAUAGAAAAUAAACACUGUAGUCAAGGGACUUGCCUGUAGCUCUCCUUUUAAAAUCUCACCGGAAUGGGAAAUAUUUGCACAUUUGGUGUCAGGCAGCUUUUUUUUUUUUUUUUCUUUUUCCUUCUUUUUUCGGCUUUUACACCUCGAGGAAAAAAAAAAGAAAGAAACAGUCCCGAUUCCUAGCGGCGAACGCGGGGGUUUCGGCUUCUUCUCCGCGAAGACCCCCGCGGGAACCCGUCGCCCGGAACCCGAGGAAUUACAGCGAUGCCGAACUCUUCCGCUACAGACGCCGACGCACUUUUCAUUGCUGCGUCGUUUUUUUUUCUGGAGGGGGGGGGGGGGGGUUUGUUUUUGCGACAGAAGAUCCCCCAUUCCCGCUCAUUGAACUGAAUGUUACGACCAUAUUUUGUAAGGUGCCUUUUUUUUCUCUUCUGUCUAACCCCAGCAUGACCGCGUCUGAACGUGCUCCUUGCCCGGACGGACGGGCAGAUUCAGAAAACUGUCAGAACUUGAAUGUCUACUGUAUGCAUUUCUGGUUUUCCCCCCCCCCAAGCCCCCCCAUCUCCGAAAAGGGGUUGCGACACUACCAGCAUCGCACCUUCGUGCUGUUCCGUGUGUCCGUUUCUUCCUCACUUUGGAAAAUGUUCUGAAUUUGCUGUAUGAUUUCCGAUUCCAGUUUGAUUAAUUCUGUCGUUUGCCCACAAAAUGCUAGAGGAAGCAUUGCUGCUACAUUUCAUCUAAAUAUGGAUGGACCUGGACCAAAAAAAAAAGCAAACAAACUUAAAACAAAACAAAAACGGUCCCAUUUGCAGAGUCAUGAUCACAUAGUCUUCCAUUGCCUAUUUAUAUAUUAAUGUUGUACAGUGGGGCAUUACUGUGCGUCUGAACUUGACAUUCCAUUUAAUAUUGCAGUGCACCUGUAUUUAAGUUCCUCUGUACAUUUUGGGUAUGUGUACUAGUUUUAAUGUAUAUUAAAAAAAAGAUUAUUAAGGUAUGCUUAUAUGUAACUAUUCAUAUUAAAUGUUCUGUAAAUUGUAAAAUGUUUCAAUUUACGUGACCAUGUUGGGUUUGCAAUAAAGGUUUAAUGUUAUUUUCCUCAA